AUGUUACAUGCUGGAAGAGUUGCGGUCGAUGCCACCCAAGAGUCUGGGGUAAAAGUAUGUAGUUUAUUUGUCUUCCGAGGACAUGCGCUUUCGGCUGUCUGGGGUUUCACCUCUCCAGUUCUGGCGAUGGUUUCCAGGUCCUUGAAGAACUUGUGUCCUACCCAUCUGCCAAGUGCCAAGACUCCUUCUUGCCCUCCUGAGGUUGUUCGAAGGUCGUUCAUCAUGUCGCCCUAUACAACACAUUGUACUACCAAAAGCUCCAGGUAUGACAUAACCCUCUCCUGGGUUUGCACCUUCUUCGGAUAG
Messenger RNA from Neurospora tetrasperma FGSC 2508, 306 nucleotides. RefSeq lists its product as uncharacterized. Lineage: Eukaryota; Fungi; Ascomycota; Sordariomycetes; Sordariales; Sordariaceae. The coding region runs from base 1 to 306 and encodes 101 amino acids. The record is from RefSeq and is a predicted model, not a curated record. The transcript has 2 exons.